AUGGCAGAGAUGCCCCAGUACCACUACAUAGAGGGCGUGGAAAACCUUGAUGGGUAUAAGCCUGGUGGGUACCACCCCGUCGGUCCUGGCGAGAUCCUCAAAGAACGAUACUGCAUCGUCGAUAAGCUGGGAUCCGGGGGGUAUGCCACCGUUUGGCUCGCAAGAGAUACCAAUGAAGGCCGCUAUGUGGCCCUCAAAAUCGCCUUGGCGGAUUGCGGUGUCUCUGGCCGAGAGUCUAAGAUUCUCCAAGCUCUGUCUUCGACCGCAGGUACGGCUGUUCCCGCCAUCAUCGACGAGUUCGAGGUCCAGGGCCCAAACGGCACCCAUUUUGUGUACGCAAUGCCACCGGCUCAGUGCGAUCUGGAAUCAGGAAUGGGAAUGGGAAUGUUCCAACUCAAAAUAGCGCGUGCGAUUUGUGGCAGGCUCAUUGCGGCUGUCGAUAUGUCACACUCUCAAGGCUACGUCCAUGGUGGUCUAUCAAAAGAUCUUCGACCUAGCAAUGUUCUCUUGAUGCCCUUCCCCGGCUUUGAUGAGCUCUCGAUUGAUCAGUUCCACGAGAAGUAUGGCAUGCCAGAGACGAUUCCUAUCGAGCGGUUCGAUGGAAAACCACUGUCGCCGCAUGUCCCGAAGGAAGCAGUCGAAGCACUCGACAUGAGCAUGCCUGCCAACGAGUUCGAAUUGUGCGACACGGCCAUUCUUCUGAGCGACUUUGGCGAGUCGUUCUCGCCGUCGGCAGGCGAGUCGCGCCUAGGACAAGAUUCACACACCCCCGGAAACGUGCGACCGCCUGAGUGCUCGCUCGACCCGACCUCACCCAUGUCCACUGCUGCUGACAUCUGGCAGCUGGGAUUGGCGCUGUGGAAGGUCGUGGCCUUGAGGCCCUUGACCUCGACCGGGUUCGGAAGCCCGGCCGAGAUUAUCAAAGAGCUGAUCGACAUGCUUGGGCCUCUCCCACCCGCGUGGCGGGAUUCCUGGGAGGAUAUGCUCUCGAAGUACUUUGAGAAGACUGGGAGGCGACUUGAUGGCGCCAGGAUGUACUGGUCAUCGCUGGAAGAUGCAUAUGAGGGAUGCGUGGAGAAGCACCGCGCGAGAUUGCAGGUCGGUACCCUGGACGACGCGGAGCGAAAGGCCUUCCUGGAUCUUAUGCGUCGCAUGCUCGCGUAUCUACCCGAGGAGAGGCCAUCGGCGCAAGAGGUUCUACAGUCGGAUUGGGUGGUCAAGUGGGUGAAGCCCGACAUGGAGCAGAGCAUCCAGGAGACUUGGAGACUUGUUGUCGCUUCAGCAAAGGAAUGCCCCGACGUUACAGUUGCGACUGCGACGGAGCUGUGCGACAGCGAUGAUUCCGGCAUAUGCCUUUCACUGGAUCCGCCUAUGACCGAGACAUCGGACCUUCACAACGGUUCCGGUGCUUCUGAUUCUGGUGUUUCUGUCUAG
Messenger RNA from Thyridium curvatum, 1434 nucleotides. RefSeq lists its product as uncharacterized. NCBI's taxonomy places the organism in Eukaryota, Fungi, Ascomycota, Sordariomycetes, Thyridiales, Thyridiaceae. Gene Ontology annotation, molecular function: protein kinase activity; ATP binding. The transcript has 2 exons. Bases 1 to 1434 code for a protein of 477 amino acids. The record is from RefSeq and is a predicted model, not a curated record. Gene Ontology annotation, biological process: protein phosphorylation; regulation of mRNA processing; spliceosomal complex assembly.